Molecule: messenger RNA, 1708 nt
Organism: Saprolegnia parasitica CBS 223.65
Lineage: Eukaryota; Oomycota; Saprolegniomycetes; Saprolegniales; Saprolegniaceae
Exons: 3
Coding region: 1-1698 (565 amino acids)
Source: RefSeq, a predicted model, not a curated record
AUGGCGGCCGCAACGACACCGCGCCUCCUCUCGACGCCACGGCAGCUCAUGACGGCGGUCCUCAACGUCCCAACGAGCUUUGGCGUCUCUGACAGCGCAAGAGAAAACCACCGGCGCGUCGACGUCACCGCCAAGAGCGCGGAUGCCGAGGCGCCGUUCUUGGAGCUGCACUCGGACAUUGACGUGGCAUUGUGGCAAGGCGCGUGCUGGGCACUACUGCAGUCGGACUCUGUGAGCCGCACCCGAACGGUCGUCCCACUACUGGAUCGGCUGCUGGAUGUUCGCUCGAUGACGCCGCUGGCGCCACGCCCGCUCGUGUCCGCGUCCGAGGUUCGCCGCCUCGUCGACCCUGUCGCGGCCAAAGCGACGUUCAUGUACAACCCGUUCGAGGCAAAAACGACGGCGUCGGCAACGACCGAAUCGUACGUCUACGCGCUCGGUGAUCUCGUGGGCAUAGACGUCGAGGCAGCCAACCCACUGGACAUUGCACUGGUGCUGCCGCAGCUGCAAGCGUACUGCAGCGGCCACAUGCUCGCCUACCCCGCCGCCGCGAGUCUCACAGCGCGCCAAGAGCGUGUUUCGGUGCUCUUGACGCUGCGCCCUCAAGCUGUCGGCGACCUUGUUCUCGAAGGCAUCGACUGCGUCUUGCCCCAGCAAACGCUCCAGUACCGCUUGCCCCGGCCCGUGGGCCUGCAGGUCGUCGAUGCGAUCGCGCUGGCCGACUGGAAAGGCGCCGAUGGACCCGUGACGCUCUUCGCCAACGAAGACCGCGUGCUGCCCAUCUCGCUGCGCAACGCAUCAACGGCCCAAAGCAUGGACGACGUGACGCUGCUUUUGUCGGUGCACCGGCAGACCGACGGGUUCCAUGCCCCGGCCACGACCAUACGCGCUCUCGGUGCCCCGGGUCGCGUUGCCAUCUCUGAUUUUACCAUUGCUUGGGACGCCGUCGCACUAAACUCGGACCGACGGCUGCCGCCUCAAGAGACGCUGCUUCUGCCAUUGCGUAUCGAGUCGACGCGGCCCGACGUUGUCGACGUCAAGCUGCGCGCCUUGUACCGCGGGCGAGACCCCGCGUGGUACCGCGAAAGCACAAGUGUGCUCCGCGUGCACGUGCGCGCCGGUGUCUCGGUCCUCGGCGCUCCGUCGCCCGGUGGCGUCGCUGUCUGGAAUGCUGCCGACGUUCCGUUCCGUAUCAAUGGAGCGGUCAUUGCGCCGCAAAGUGUCACGAACGUGGCGUUGCCGUCCCCCGCGUGCCAACAUCUGCCGUGGGAAACGACCGAGGGGAGCGCCAGCGGCACGCUGCUGGUACCCGAGCGACCACCGGUGCCCGAGGCGCCCGCGUCCAUUGCGCUGACCACCGACACAGGUGGUGCAUGGAAAAUCGGGGCCUUUUACGAGGUUCGCGUCGCAACGUCAGUCGAAAGCAGUGUGAAUCCCGAGCUGGUUGUGACAAUCACCGUGGCGGAUGCGAUGACAAACCAACCAGUAUCGGCCGCGACGUGCUUGCUGGCAGGCGCGCUGGAGUACACCGUGCUUGAUCCGAUCCACGUGCAUGUCCUCCAGGUGGCGUUCUUACACACAGGUCAGUUUCGAGUGUCGGCCACGGGACCGAUUGGACCGAUUGACUCGAUGUGUGCGUCCAUGACAGUUCACGUCGCAGCAGCCGACGCGAUUGACAACUUCAACACGGUUGAAUGAUGAUGACACA